This is a messenger RNA of Cyanidioschyzon merolae strain 10D, 2847 nucleotides long. Its product is annotated as plant organellar DNA polymerase. Bases 1 to 2847 code for a protein of 948 amino acids. The record is from RefSeq and is a predicted model, not a curated record. Gene Ontology annotation, biological process: double-strand break repair; DNA-templated DNA replication. NCBI's taxonomy places the organism in Eukaryota, Rhodophyta, Bangiophyceae, Cyanidiales, Cyanidiaceae. Gene Ontology annotation, molecular function: DNA-directed DNA polymerase activity; DNA binding; 3'-5' exonuclease activity. The transcript has a single exon.
AUGCGCUGCGCUGCGUCGUUUCAGAGACCCGCAGAGAGCUACCAUGAUCUGCAGCCUACGCUGACAUUGCGAACGGAGUGCAACCAACGCAGUUCCCCGGUGAAGCGUCUUGAAACGCGUCCAGUUAUCAUGCGGUUAGGCGUAGGGUCUUGCCGGUUGUGGCUGGGCGCAUUCGUGUACGCACUGCGUCCCGCUCUGCGAAGAGACGGAAACGUUUGGCAGCAGUGGCGCCGGGCACAUGCCCUCGUGCCUGCUGUGCCUCGACGACGCUGGCUGUGUGCGAACGCCCGCCGUUCGGCUGCUAGUACCUGGGACGAGGAAACGGACGUGGUUGGUGACGAGUUCAGCUCCGUGAACCUGGUACAGGCGAGCGCGGCAAAGAUAACCGAAGGCGACGAGUUCACCGCCCAGCGACUGCAGUUGCUGAACGCGCCUGAGCGCGAGAGCGCUGCCGCCACGCUCGAAAGGUCACCGCCGCCUGGUGUAACCGUCGUGCGCAACCGCGCAAGUGCGUUGCGCGUGAUUGAUCGGCUUUGGCAACUUCAGAAAGAGUCGGAGCUUCUUUACGGACGUCGGGCUGCUUCGGUGCCGAGGCGAUGGCGUCUCAUAACGGAGGGUUGUACCCACUCGAAUGGCAACGGUGUGCUCCACGAGGACAACACGCUCCAGUGCAAGCGUCUGUAUCCACCGACCGCAGCGGACUGGAUGGAGCACUCGCAGUGUUAUCACGCUUGGGAUACGGAAACCAUUGGCAUUGAUCCGACAGAGGACUCCCCUGUUGGGAAAGGUCAGGUGAUCUGUCUCUCGGCGUUCUGUGGGCCGCGUGUAGACUUUGGGAAUGGACCCCGCCUUUGGAUCGACAAUUUUGGCGACGCACAAGGUACGCUGGACUAUUUCAAGUCUUAUUUCGAAAAUGAGGAAAUUCCCAAAGUUUGGCAUAACUACAGCUUCGACCGAGCGGUCCUUUAUAACCACGGCAUCGACUGUCGAGGAUUCGGCGGCGAUACCAUGCACAUGAGCCGACUAUUGGACGCAGCGAGACUGCGUUACUCUCUGGAGGCGCUCACGGAAGACUUUCUGCUGCGGAAGAAACGCAGCAUGCGGGAGCUGUUCGGUCGGCCUCGUAUUUUGAAAAAUGGAAAACCAGGCAAGGAGAUUAUCGUACCGUCCACCAGCGAACUCCAGAUGGACCCUGAGACCAUGUACCACUGGGUGCAGUAUAGCACCUAUGAUGCCGAGGCAACCUGGUAUCUGCGCGAUAAAUUUGAGCGUCUGCUUCGUGAACAGGAGAUCCUCGGCUCGGAGCGAACCAUGUAUGACCUUUAUACGGAAUGUUUCGUUCCUUUUGGUGCGGUCUUAACCGAUAUGGAACGCAUCGGCUUCAAGAUUGAUAUUGCGCGACUCCAAGAUGCGCAACGUGUAGCCGAAGCCGACCGCCAACGUUACACUGCAAUGUUUCGAGAAUGGGCAGCGCGCUACUGUGCUGAUGCAAUCCACAUGAAUGCCGAGUCGGAGAAUCAAAAGCGCCAAUUCUUUUUCGCCCCGGUCCGGAACAAGAAAACCGAUGAAUUGUUGCCAGCAGAGCGCACUUUCGAGGUCGAGAACACGGAACAGGUCGUGGAGUCCGCGGGGAAGAAGCCCCGCAAGAAGCGAACCAUACAAAUAUCCGGUCUCGGGCUGCCGCCCGUGGCGUUCACUGCAAGCGGUUGGCCGGCUUGCACGGCGGUGGUGCUGCGGAAACUGGCGGGCACGCCGAGCGCGAGUCCCGCCCAGGGCGGGCUCCUGUAUGACUUUCUCACCAAAGAGCGACGGGAGAGCGCGGAGGAUGCGCUUGCGGCGUGCAAAGCCGUUGAGGCGCUACUUGAGGCUGGUGCAGUCGGCACCCUGCUCGACAGUUUCAUCGAUCCGCUGCAGAAGAUGGUGGAUAAGAACCAUCGCAUUCAUGCGUCGCUCAACUUGAACACGGAAACAGGUCGGUUGUCGUCGCGGCGGCCGAAUCUGCAAAAUCAACCCGCUCUAGAGAAAGAUCGCUAUCGUGUUCGGGAUGCUUUCACUUGCGAGGAGGGCAAUACGCUGAUUGUAGCGGACUAUGGCCAACUCGAGCUGCGAUUACUUGCGCAUAUCGCCAACUGCCGCAGCAUGAUUGAGGCGUUUAAGGCUGGUGGCGACUUUCAUUCGCGCACGGCGAGCAGCAUGUACCCGUACAUCGCAGAAUCCGUUGCCCGCGGCGACGUGCUUCUUGAACCCGAGCCCAAUGCCAACGGACAGGCCACUUCGUCGAAGCCGCUGCUCAAGGAUGUAUACGCAGGGGAGCGACGUCGGGCCAAAACACUCAAUUUUUCAAUCGCAUACGGGAAAACGCCAGCUGGGCUGGCGCGAGACUGGGGCACCAGCCUGAAAGAAGCUCGCGAGACCGUAGAUGCUUGGUACCGGGAUCGACCCGAGGUUCGUGCCUGGCAGGAGCGCGCUAUUAAGUUCGCGCAAACCCAUGGAUUCGUGAAAACGCUGCUGGGUCGACGGCGGCCUCUGCCGGAGAUCAACUCCCCGAAUACGAAUGCGGCUCGCCAUGCGGAACGUGCAGCGAUUAACACCCCUCUCCAAGGUAGCGCAGCCGAUGUUGUUAUGAAAGCCAUGCUGCUCAUUCAUAGCAACGCACGUUUGGCUGAACUUGGCUGGCGAAUGAUCCUCCAGGUCCACGAUGAGAUCAUCCUCGAGGGGCCCGAAGAAACAGUCGAAGAAGCGGAAGCAAUUGUCGUUCGGCUUAUGCGUCAACCGUUCCGUGAACCGCUGCGCGUUGACCUCGCUGUUUCGGUCGCUCACGCGAAGACGUGGUUUCGUGCAAAGUAA